This is a messenger RNA of Rhinolophus ferrumequinum (greater horseshoe bat), 4241 nucleotides long. It is a transcript of the gene CCDC50, whose product is annotated as coiled-coil domain containing 50. Lineage: Eukaryota; Metazoa; Chordata; Mammalia; Chiroptera; Rhinolophidae. The record is from RefSeq and is a predicted model, not a curated record. Gene Ontology annotation, cellular component: cytoplasm. The transcript is spliced from 12 exons. The coding region runs from base 382 to 1827 and encodes 481 amino acids. Gene Ontology annotation, molecular function: ubiquitin protein ligase binding.
CCUCCCCCUCCCCACCCAGGCCCGCCCGCCCGCCUUUCUGUCUCCUCUCUCCCUCCGUACUGGACGGCCCGAGUCCAUUUCCGGGCUCCGGGUAUUUGGUAUCGAUCAGGGCCGGGGGCGCGGGAGCAGGUGGCUCCGGCGGGGCAGCUGGGCCGCCAGCCUGGUGCGCGGGGCCCGUCUCCCGUUGCCUUUGUCGCCAGUCCCUGCGCAGCGGCCCGCCCCCUCCUCCGGGCCCGCGCGCUGCUGGUAGGACUUUGCGCCGCGGCGGGCGCUGCUGCUGCUGCUGCUGCUGCUGCUGCUGCUGCUGUGCGCGCGGCCGCGUUAGGUGCCGGCGGCGGCCGGAAAGCGGGCAGCGAGCGGCGGCCAGGACCCCGGCCCAACAUGGCUGAAGUCAGCAUCGACCAGUCCAAGCUGCCGGGAGUCAAGGAAGUGUGUCGAGAUUUUGCUGUCCUAGAGGACCACACCCUGGCCCACAGCCUGCAGGAACAAGAAAUUGAGCAUCAUUUGGCAUCAAACAUUCAGCGUAACCGUUUGGUCCAGCAUGAUCUGCAGGUGGCUAAGCAACUCCAGGAGGAAGACCUGAAGGCUCAGGCUCAGCUUCAGAAACGCUACAAAGACCUUGAGCAGCAAGACUGUGAAAUUGCUCAGGAAAUCCAGGAGAAGCUGGCUAUUGAGGCAGAGAGACGACGCAUUCAGGAGAAGAAGGAUGAGGAUAUAGCUCGCCUUUUGCAAGAAAAGGAGUUACAGGAAGAGAAAAAGCGAAAGAAACACUUUCCAGAGUCCUCUGGAUCCAGUGCUUAUGGAGAAAGUUACUAUUAUGAAGAUGGAGACCAGCCACGGUCAAGGAGGGCAAGGGAACUGGGUUCUGGAUUCUCAAGGCCUUGUAAACUCCAAAAUGAUGAAAAGACUGUGAAGCACAGAAAGGAGAAACCCAAACAUCCACUGGAGAACUUGGAAGAACUGGAAGAGCGUCAUUCAUCAGAGAAAUCUCUGUCCUCUAGCUCAGGCAAAGUGAGGGAUGAUCCCCAAAUUAACACUGAGCAGCGUGAAAGGAAACGGUGUGGUCAUGAGAGGCCGCGGAGACCUCCUCUUCCCAGGAUCACUGGUGAGGUGCUUCUGAGUACAGAAUUUGAUGACAGGGAGGCUACCGGUAGCCAUCGAACUCGGAAUUGGGAAAAAGUGUCCAGACACCAAGACCGACUUUCACCGAAGUCUUCUCCGAAAGCCUGGACUCAGUGCAAGGAACCUGUGUAUGGGAGGGAGCGUGGGCAAGGUGAGCACAGAGAAAGGAAACACAGGCCCAGGACUCCUCCCUUCUCAGAGAGCGAGGAACGGCUCCAACUCCAUGACACAGGAAUGAAGCCGAGAGUGAUGAAAGAAGCUGUCUCUACUCCAUCACGAGUGACGCACAGGGAUCAGGAAUGGUAUGAUGCUGAAAUUGCCAGAAAACUGCAAGAAGAAGAAAUUUUGGCUACGCAGGUAGACAUGAGAGCAGCUCAGGUAGCCCAGGAUGAGGAAAUUGCUAGACUUCUAAUGGCUGAAGAAAAGAAAGCUUACAAGAAAGCCAAGGAACGGGAGAAAUCAUCACUGGACAAAAGAAAGCAUGACCAUGAUUGGAAGCCCAAAACAGCUAAAUCAACACACUCGAAGUCAAAAGAGAGUGAUGAACCUCACCGUUUUAAGAAUGACAGGCCAGCACGGCCACCACCACCUACCAUGACAGAUGCUGAGGAUUUGGAUUACACUCAUGUUACAAACCAGCAUAAUUCCACACGUCUUUUCUCAAAAUCAGAGUCCUCUCAUAAAGGUUUCCAUUAUAAGCAGUAAAAACCUAGGAAUCUGCCUUGAAAACGGACUCACUGUAGCCAAUAUUACUGGAUGAUACAGAAUGCAUUCCGUGCUUAUUUUUUCCUCCUAUGUUGUAUUCUGGGGAUUUAUCCUGAAGUAUUUUUCUGACCAUAAAUAAUUUUAAUUCAUUAAAAAUGUUUUAAUUAUUUCUGAUCACUUGGGCAGUACAAGAAAAUCUAGCUUCUGAAUAUUGACCACCUCUAUGCUGCAUAUGCUUCCUGGGAUUUAGUAUCUAAGAGAUCUAUAAAAUGCCAUUUUUGUUAGGUAUGGUGUAUUGGUAUCUAGGGACUAGGAUUUAUUUAGCAAUUAGAGUUUUGUGAUGAUAACUAUCAAGGUAAAACAUAAUGUUUGGAUACAAUGCAGAAUAAAAAAAUAUAAGAAAUAGCUUUUUUGGUGCACUAGUGUAUGAUAUAUUGAGAGACAGAGCCUUUUGCUUUUUGUAGUCUUUAGGAAAACAAAGGAAUCACAACCAUAAAGUAUUUUAAAAAAGAAAAAGAAAAAGAAAACCAAGCAUUUGGAACAUUUGUAAAUAUUACUCUGACUACCAGACAGAACUUUAAAGGUUUUGCACAUCCUUCUAAACCCUCCAGGGAGAAUUGACCUAGAUGUCAUUCUCUGACAGGUUCUUUGCUAUUGCUUCCUUAAUAGCAAGACUUUCUGAAGCCUCUAGGCAUCGCUCAUUUAUUAGUAUUUAUUGGCAAAAAUUUAAUUCUAUGAUAUUUUAACUCAGGUCUGUGUAAAGUCAACUAAAAAUGAAAAAUUUUCUAUCCCUUCUCUUAUUUUACAUUUAUUUACAAAGCCACGGCAAAUGGAAUUGGGAAGGUGUUUACAUAAGUGGAGAUGCCAUUAUUCUCUCUUGUUGCAGAAGUUUUCCUCUUGCUUAAAAAACAUAGCAGUAUUUCUUGGCAACCUCUCAAAAAUAUUUUGCGUAUCUGUCAAUUAGAUUAAUGUUACAUGAAGUUGAUAAAGUGGUUCUUUAUCCAAGUAUUUGGUUCUACGCAUUCGUUAAUGACACAUGGUCAUUUGAUCCUUUAUAGAAGACCUUUAAACUCCUCUUCAAGAAAUCUAGUCUUCUAAUCUUAAGGAAAUGCUUAUUUUCCUAUACUAGUUACCACAAAUGGCAAUCAUGCUAUAUGUAUAAAUAAUAUCCCGUCAGCUUGACUUCCUAUUAUUUUUCAUUGUAUGAAUAUGACAUUUUUGGCAUUCUAGUAUGCUAGUAUGGUGUUUGUUUUGGAAAGAAAUAUAUAAGUGACUAGAGAAAAAGUUGUUAAUCCAUUCUUUUCCCACUGGGAAAUGCCUUCCUUUUGCCUUAUCUUUCCAGAUGGUCUAUAAAGUAGGGCAAUAUUCAGGAAGCUAUUUAGAGUAGUUUCUGAGAUUGGAUUUGGGUCUUUCAUUUUGAGAAAGAUCUUUAGUUUCAUACAGCUUUUGGACUGUAGGAACUUGGGUAUAAGAUAUCUAAGAGUUAAGUUUUGGGGAAAUGAUACAGAAACAAAAUCCUAUAGAAGAUAGUUAUUUCAGGGAACUAGGGAAAGGGAUGAUAACAGGACUUUGAAUGGCCAUGAUGAAAUGAAUGAAGAAAAGUCUUCAUUUAGUCAAGGGAAACAGAAGAGCGGUCCUGGCCUCAAGUCAGCUCCCAGAGGGUGGUUUCAAUAUCCAAAGCUUAGGCCUUAUUGACUUCUAGUAAUGUUCUGUUUUUCUUUGUCUGCCCUGUGAUUUUGCUUCAUGUUUUUAGAAGUUUUUAUAGUAGUUUUACAGAAAAAAAAAAACUAUUUUUAUUUGAUAAUUAGGCAAAUGGACAAUAUCAUUUGCCAUAUUUUUAUUUUAUAAAUGUUUAUUUUUCUAUCAUGCAAUGAUUGGUUUUACUUUUACAAUUCUGUAUUCCUCUUGCCUCUCAUGUAUUUCAUCCAAUUAUAUUUAUUAUUGUAAAAUGCUACCGGGAUAUAUUUCAUUCAAAAUAUCAUGCCACUUCACACUUAACCAGGAUGUUAGAGUUUCAGCUGUCUUAGGAAGUGAUCAAGUGUGAUAUUUCCCUUGUGACACCCAAUUCAGCAUCUAUAUUGAAAAUUUGAUUUUUUAAAAGUUUUUAAAAGAUUACAAUUUAACAAUAUUUAUUUUUUUUUUGUAAAACAAACGCUUUCUAAAGCAUAUCAGUAAUUCGUUCCCUGUGAGUAAGGAGACAAAUCAAACUCAACCAGUUAAGUCCUCUUGUUCUUAUUCAAGUAAUGUAAUUAUUAUCUUUGAGACUGUAGAAGCAAGUAAAAACUGUAUGUUAAGGAACUACCAAACACUCUUCACUGUGUUCUCUGCUUUUCACUUUGUCAUUUUUAUAUAAAUGUGAACACAUUUAUUUUGUUCCUGUUCCUACUGCUGGAACACAUGCAAUUUAAGCAUAC